Messenger RNA from Culex quinquefasciatus (southern house mosquito), 3034 nucleotides. RefSeq names its product zinc finger protein 3 homolog (gene zf30C). Gene Ontology annotation, biological process: regulation of transcription by RNA polymerase II. Gene Ontology annotation, cellular component: nucleus. Bases 298 to 2949 code for a protein of 883 amino acids. Gene Ontology annotation, molecular function: DNA-binding transcription factor activity, RNA polymerase II-specific; RNA polymerase II transcription regulatory region sequence-specific DNA binding. The transcript has 7 exons. Lineage: Eukaryota; Metazoa; Arthropoda; Insecta; Diptera; Culicidae. The record is from RefSeq and is a predicted model, not a curated record.
CAUUUUGUAAUCGUUUCUUUCUCGUCGCAUUUUCAAGCCAUCACGCCAGCUCGAAUUUUCACACUGUACAGUGUUAAGUAAUUUACAGUAAAAAUUUGUUAAAUUCACCAAACUGUUUUGAGUUAAAUUUAUCGGAAAACUUCGCGGCGGUGUUUGCGCGGUGCUUUUGAAGUUGAAGUUGAUUGUUUUCGUUGGUUUUUGCGGGGGGAAUUUGAUCGAUUUUUUCCUGAAAAAUUGACGCUAACGAGGUUAACCGAAGUGACGCUUGGGUGUUUAGAUAAGGGAUAAACAUUAAGAAUGAGUUCCGACGAGGAGCAGCAAGUGGAAGAGGUGUCCCCGUCACGGAAGCGGGCCCGCACGUCCAGAGGGACGGACGAUUCGUCGGGGCCGUCCCCGUCGAAGAAGCCGGACGAUUCGGAACUGGACGGAAUCCAUUAUGCGUGCAGCGUUUGCGACCAGGUGUUCCUGCACAAGGCCAACUACCUGCGGCACACGCAACGGCACGAACCGCCGGGCGGGUUUCUGUGCUCGAUCUGCGUCCAGCCGUUCACCACCGACUGGGACCGGAACAAGCACAAGCGGGACGAGCACAGCGUCUUCCGGUGCCGGCUGUGUAAGGAGGAGUUCCCCGUGGAAGACGAUUACAAUGAACACAUCCAGGAGCAGCACGCAGGGCGGGACCGGGAGUACGACAUCUGUCCGACCUGCGGGCAGCAGUUCCGGACGGCGUCGCAGCUCAAGGUCCACAUCGAGUCCAACUGCGGCACGGACAAGAAGCACGAGUGCGAGGAGUGCCACCAGCGCUACUUGACGCUGGCCUCGCUGAACGCGCACAUGAUCAAGCACGCCGGCAUCAAGAGCCAUCUGUGUAACUUUUGCGGCGCCAGCUUCCUGAACAAGGGCCAGCUCAAGGUGCACGUCCGGAUGCACACCGGCGAGCGGCCGUACAAGUGUAAUCAAUGCGAUAAGGCCUUUGCCCAUCGGGAAAGUUUGAUCACCCAUUCGACGACCCACUCCGGGAUUAAGCCGUACUACUGCAGCUACUGCCAGAGUCGGUUCUCGUGCAUUGGAAAUUUGCUCAAACAUCGUCGAGCUCGCGCAGACACGUGUGGAUUGCCGCAGUACUGCCAAACUAACAAGAUCGCCGCCAGACCAAACAUCAAGACAAUGCCCAACCUCACCGAUCGCCCAGUCUACACCCAGAAGGUUGUACAGCGCUCGAGUCCGGUAAAGUCGCGCAGCAAACCGAAGCCGAGCGAAAUAGUCGUCUCCGUCGAGGUGGUUCCGCCGAAGAAGCGCCCCAGCAAACAGGUGGCCCGCCCUGCGUUGCCACCGCCGCCACCCUCGACCGUCCACUCAGAUGAAGAAGACGAUCGUACGAAGGACUUUGAGGACGAGUACUACGAGAGAAAGCCGAACGUGGCCAAGCUAAAGGUGGCUCCGGCCGCCGCCGGGUCCAAGUAUCGGCGGUUGGUCGAUCUUAAGGUCGAACCGGGCGAUUCGGACGAGGCUGGCGAGUGUAGUGUCGUUAAGGUCGAGAAGCAAGCCGCCAGCAGUGGAGACGAUGAGCACGUCGAGUUCUUUGAGGUGAAAAUCGAGCAGGAGAACGACGAGUUGAUUGAAACCAUCGAGGAGGAAACGCUGGAGGAGUACGAGGAGGUCCUGUCGGAGAAGGUGGUCACGCUGGACAGCAAGGGACGCGCCGUCGUGGACAGCGACGACGACUUCAACGACGCCACCAACGAGGACUACCUUGAAGAGGCGACGGACGACUUCCAACCGCCAAAGCAGCAGGAUCAGUAUCAUGAUGGCGAUGUCGUGAUUAAGCGGAAAUUUACCACGAAGCCACCGGUGGUGACGCAGCCGAAGCGACGCGGACGGCCCAAGCGACCGCCAGCGCCAAAGUUCCAGAACGUCAACCCGGAGCAUGUGAUCGUGAUCAACUUGGAGGAGAAGCAGAAGGUCAUCGACGAGCAGCGGGCCAUUUACGACGCAAACAUCAUCGAGGUCACCGUCGGCUGUCUGCAGUGCGGCAUCUGUCCGGCGCAGUACUGUUCACCGUUUCUGGCUGCCCGUCAUCUAGAGCGCGACCACGGCAUUAUGAUGCACGAGCUGGGAGAAACGCUCCGCUACGAUCGCGUGUUCACGCGCGAGCGCAAAUAUCAGUGCCGCUUCUGCAACCGUCUGUACGUGAACGAAAAAGCGCUCGAGAAGCACAUCCUGCUGCACGGACCAAACGGCACGGCCGUGCACAAGUGCCCAAUCUGUACGAUCUACUUCGAAUCGGAAGAGGAUGCACUGAACCACUCCCGGAUCGAGCAUCGCGAGAAGCUCGAAUGUCCGGUGUGUUUCAAGUUCUUCAGCAAUCAAGAACGCAUGAUCAAACAUCGCAAGCAGAUCCACGAACAGACCCGCGUCAAGCAGGACCACGUCUGCCCCAAGUGUGGCAAAAACUUUUCAUCCCGCGGGGCCGUGUCCGAUCACGAGCGCUCCAACUGUGGCCAGAACCCGAUCUACCCGUGCGAAAUCUGCGGCAAGCGCUACAACACGUCGUCCUCCCUCAAGAACCACUACAGUCUUCACUCGGACGAACUGCCGUUCUCCUGUCAGUACUGCGGCAAGUGCUACCGCACCCGGGGCCAGGUCAAGGUUCACGAGCGCACCCACACCGGUGAGAAGCCAUACGCGUGCGAUUUCUGUCCGAAAAGGUUUGGCCAUCGCGAGACGCUUCACACGCAUCGGUCGCUGCACACCGGCAUCAAGCGGUACAUGUGCUCUGGCUGUGGAAUGCGCUUUACGUGCAUCUCGAAUCUGCAGGCUCAUCGGCGGUCGCACAAAACCACCUGCGGCAUGAUUCCGACGUACUCGAAGGUGCGCGGACCGGACGGAGUGCACGAACUGCCUGAGGGGUAUGAGCUGCCGUACCCGCUGAAUGAUCAAGAAACGUAAAUUUUUAAGUGCUUUUUUAUCCUUGUAAUGUACCUACCUACUAUGAACACGAUAAAUCUAAUCAAUAAAGGUAGAAUAAGCACAA